GAACCAGCGGCAAUCGCAGCCGUCCGAUAACGAUCAGACGAUUGGAGAGCUUCGUGGAGCGGUGGACUCUAACCUAGCUUCAUUGUGCGAUCACAUUCAGAUCGAGGGAUUCAAUAAUGGGGCUUUCUCUGAUGUUGUGGUCGAGGCCAUGGGGUCCACUUACCAUCUUCAUCGCCUAAUUCUCUCUCGUAGUUCCUACUUUAGGAACAUGCUUCAUGGUCCUUGGAAGGAGGCUGGAGCGCCAACUGUGGUCUUGCAUAUAGAUGAUACCAAUGUCAACUCGGAGUCAAUUGCAGCAGCUUUAGCGUACCUUUAUGGUCACCAUCCUAAACUUAAUGACGAUAAUGCCUUUCGUGUCCUUGCUGCAGCAUCCUUUCUUGACCUUCAGGAUCUAUGUGCAAUCUGCACAGAUUUCAUUAUUUCUGAACUGUGGACCUCAAACUUCUUAGCCUAUCAGGUAUUUGCAGAGGGCCAAGACUAUGGAAUACAUGGAGAACGGGUCAGAAAUGCUUGCUGGGGCUACCUUUGUCAAAGUGGCACAACUGAAUUAAGGGAGGUGCUGCCGAAACUUUCAUCUCAAACUUUGCAUGCUCUGCUCACUUCUGAUGAACUCUGGGUACUUAACGAGGAGAAACGGUUUGAACUGGCUUUGUACACACUACUUGCAAAAUGUUCAACUUCUGAGUCAAAUCAUGCUGAACGUGAAAGCUCUAGUUCUAAAAUGGGAAUGACCACUGCAGAGUCAUGUAUACCAAAAGAGAAGAACUUGACUGAUGACCGGGGUAAGCAUCUGAUGGAGUCAGAACUACAACGAUUGGGCAUACAAUACAAUGUGGAAGGACAUAAAACAGCUCAUAAUAUUCUAAUUGAGCUUGCAGAUUGUGUGGUAGACUUCCAUGCUGAUGAGCCUUAUUCUAAGUCGGUAUCCUCUCGACAGCCAACUUACUCUCAGCCGGUGCUGGAUUCAAGAUAUUCCUCCAAGACAGAGCAACCUGCAAUAGAUUCAUAUGCAUCUAGAUCAUCUUGCUCUUUCAUUGAUAUGCGUAACAGUAUUGACAGAAUGGGGGGAAAUGAAGGUGCUAUGGAAGGACCGUCGGGAGAGAGCAACUGUUACCAACUUAAUAAUAAUAGCUGGUUUCCCAGGGAUCAGUCAAGUGACUGCUCCUCCUCUAGUGGGGCAAUUUCUACUGAUUGGGGAAGAUGCAGUGUGCCUCCUCUUUGGGGAGGUAGAAUCGUAGGCAAGAGACAGGUCAAAAGUGCCAAGGGAUAUUGGGGCAUACAAGGUGAAGAAUACGACUCAUUUAUCAAUGUCUUUGAAGGUGGUUCCCUUCUUUACUGUAACAUGUCUUUCGAAGCACUGUUGAAUGUUCGAAAGCAACUGGAAGAAUUGGGCUUUCCAUGCAAAGCUGUGAAUGAUGGCCUCUGGCUACAGAUGCUUCUGUGUCAAAGAGUGCAAGCAGUGGCAGCUGAGACCUGCAAAAGUUGCUGCCUCACAACAUGUGCCUGUAGACAGUCUUAUGGGUAUUCUGCUCAAGGGGGUGGGCCCAUAGGUUGUUACAGGCAAGAGCAUGACAGGAACAUCACUGGCAAUAUGGGGAAUGUCUACUUAGCUGAUCCUCAGGGCGAAGGAAAUGGUUUAUUUGGACCUGUACGGGUUCAUGUAAGGGGGCCUAUCGAUGGGCUUGCUGGUAUUGGCCGAGGAAACACACAUGUGUCUGGUGCUGCUUGGCCUCCAACACGGUAUGUUUUCUCUCGUGUACCUCUUGGACUUGGCAACCGAAAUUGCCAGCAAUCACUUGCUAAUGAUGAACCAGAAGCCAGAGUUGAUCUUAAUGGUGACCUAUCAGGAGAUGGAUUGACAGCUUUAGUUAAUCUUAGCCAAGGGAACAGUGUUCAAGUUAACACAGAGCAAACUGACAGAGUAUAUGAACAAGAUACACACGGUCGGUUUGCUGGGGUUGCAUCCAUUUCAAAUGCUAGUGGGAUCCCUGUGCAAAUGUUAGAAACACAGGACCACGCCCUUGGAUUAGAGUGGGAAGGUUCCGACAGUUCGUCUAUAUCACUGGAUUUGAAAACUCCACUUCGGCAUUUUCCUCCGUUUCGUUUUGGGGUAGAAUUCGAAGAUGUGCACCGGCUUAAUGACGGCCAAGUGAAGCAUUCCCCUGAAGUAUUUUAUGCCGGAUCUUUGUGGAAGGUAAGCGUUCAAGCUUUUAAUGAUGAGGACCCUCAAGGACGUCGUACGCUUGGUUUAUUUCUCCAUAGGCGCAAAGCAGAGAUGACAGAUUCAUCGAGAAAGAUUCACAUGUAUGUCGAUACUCGGGAGAAAGUGACAGCUCGCUAUCAGUUGAUUUGCCCAUCAAAGAGGGAAGUUAUGGUGUUUGGGAGUUUUAAGCAGGCGGGGACACAGUUGCCUAAAGCUCCAAAAGGAUGGGGUUGGCGCACUGCAUUGUUGUUUGAUGAGCUUGGAGAUCUCCUCCAAGGUGGAACUCUGAGGAUCGCAGCUGUUGUCCAGCUUGUUUAAAGCUAAUUAUAAAUUUUACUUUAUGUGCAUAAUUACGAGGAUACACCGGUGAAAAUAUAAAAAUAAGGGUGGUUGUUUUGUUUGUACCGGGCAUAAAUACCAAAAUUUGAAGGUAAUGACUGCUAAGUUGCUUGGCCUGCUAAGAUGCGUCUGUUUAA
This is a messenger RNA of Asparagus officinalis (garden asparagus), 2679 nucleotides long. RefSeq lists its product as uncharacterized. The record is from RefSeq and is a predicted model, not a curated record. Lineage: Eukaryota; Viridiplantae; Streptophyta; Magnoliopsida; Asparagales; Asparagaceae. Bases 149 to 2521 code for a protein of 790 amino acids. The transcript is spliced from 12 exons. Gene Ontology annotation, molecular function: protein binding.